Molecule: messenger RNA, 6564 nt
Organism: Amoebophrya sp. A120
Lineage: Eukaryota; Dinophyceae; Syndiniales; Amoebophryaceae
Source: the annotation of a GenBank genome assembly
CUUUGAUCGAGCUAGCUUCAAACGUGUUUCAACAUCACAGGCGCUCGCGGUCGGACAAUGCCAAUGCAAUGUAGAUUUUUAUCGUGAACAAGCUGACACAGAUCGAUAUUUGAAUUUCUAGAAAGCCUUGUUUUAUUUCGUAUAACACGACGAGUACAAAACCUAAACCUUUCUAAAAAUCCAUUUACACACGUCGUCGACCAUCGGACUGAGCACGCCAUGUCCAUGGUCGCGAACAUGGUCUCUUCGAGCACCGCAGCUGGCACCCCGGCCCACCUGGCGGAUGAGGAGUUUCUGACCCGUUUGCAGCAAAAGGCCUGCUAUGGCGGGGAACAGGAGCUGUACCAGACCAUCCUCGCCACCCUUGCGGGGCUGGCCGACUCGAUCCGGGAACGCGGCUUGACCCCCUGCCCCGCGAGCUACCUGGCGCACGCCUCGCAGUUACUGAAGGAGGAGAGCAGCGGGGACCGAAGCUGGUCGGUGUUGAAGUGCCUGCUGCACAUUGUCAAACUCACGCUCGCCGAGGUCACCGUGGGGAUGCUAUUGAAAGGAAAAAUCCCCCCUCCCCUUAUUGAAAAGGUAUGACAUCGAAAAUUUGUAAUGCUGAUUUGAGGUCACAAAUCAUAUAUUGCAAGAAGACAAGGGCAGGAGCUUUCGCCCCAUUAUGGAGGCGAUUUGUCAUGCUGCUGGGCCUAAAGGGGAGCCGUUUGCCAUGCUGAGCAACUAGACACAUACGCCCCUAUCUAGCCUGGAGAUCUGCCCGCAAUGCCUCUCUGCAAUACAAAGCUGAUUUGUGUACGCAAAUCCAGCAUCGGAAACUUCCUUUUGAUAUGGGGAGGGGGGAUUUUUCCUUUUGAUAGAUGCAGGCCAGUGUCGCGCCGGAGCUGAGUCGCGCGCUGUUUGCCCUCGCGGACGCGGUCAAGUGCUCGCUCACCGCCGGGUCUAGCGGGGAAAACGGUCAUAAUAUCCUCGGUAACGCAGAUCAUAAUGUCGACAUGGAAAUAAAUAACAGCCAACAACCGCCCGAGCAGACCCUGCAGAGAAAGCAGUUCCAGGAGGAGGCGUCCACGAUUCUGAAGCUGAUUUUCGACAUUCUAGCGGUUUUGAUCACCUGCAGCACGCAGGGAACGCAGAAGGAGGCGCUGCACUUCUGCUGGCAGUACACGCUCGGGAUGAGUUCUUGUAGUGGUACAGCCACGACGUCGAUGAAUGAUAAUGUCGAGAGUUCUUGUGUUGACACACAAUACAGCACUCUAUACUCGGCCCAGGUUGCGAAAAAGGCACAGCAGGUGUUUCUGACCAAGUUGCAAACUGCUGCUAGCGGCUCCGCUUCCGCCCUGCUCGUGAUGCGGGUGCGACAGACGGUGAGGAAGGUGCUGCAGGACUAUUUGACUUGUUCGAUGAACACGAAUAAUACUGCGUCGUCAACAGGGAAGAGGUUGAGCCAAGACGACGACAUGAAUUCCUCAACGGCAUCUUCAAAUCCGGAGCAGGUGGCGAAAAACUUGGUGAUGUUUGUCACGCGGUGUCUGCCGCACGUACACGAGGUGAAGCACUUGCGAGAACUCGCGCAGUACAUGUUUGACCUCGCGCUCCAGAUCCCGGGGUCUGCACUCCCGGCGCAAAUCUACAACACUUUUUUUCGCGCACUGUUGAAGGAUUGCUACAAGGAACUCGUCGUGCCAAACACGGGUACUAACGUCGAGAUGAACAUGAUCCCUGAGGACGGCCAACAAGGCAGACAGUCAGGGACCACUAGCUGCGCUCCCAUACAACCACUUCCUCGCAGAGAGCUACUAAACUUUUUGCUGCAGAAGUUCCGGCAAGUGAAGCCCGCGCCGGAGUUCACGAACAACAGCGAACAGGUGGUAGCUGUGGUGAAAGCACUCACUUGGUUGCAGUUGUGCUGCUUCGAGGAGUACAGCGCAUCGUCCUCCCCGUGCAACGGGAAGAUGCAGGGCACGACAUCAACUUCGUCCCCCGAUUUAUUUCACGACGAUGUUCUCGCUCCGUUUAAGCAGUUGGUCGCGGACUACAGUACCGAAGACGAAACCAUCAUGCGGUGCUUGUUCGACAUCGUCGCGGCCGUCCCAAAUCUGAAAAUCUGGUGUCUGCUUGCUUCCUUUUUGACCACCAAACUGCGAGGUGGGGACGUCGAAGUAGUAGAUACAGUGUCGAAACAAGGUCUUUUUGCAGGGAGCAAAAGUGCAGCCAGCUCUAGUGCUUCCUCCGGUAGUACAACGUCAGGUGGAGGUCCAUCAACCGCGCCCAUCAUCCGUGCCCCGGAGCUGCUCCUCACCUCCGAAUUGUUCGCCGUGCUCGCAAAAUUGAUGGCGGAAGGAGUGAUCGCCACGUCGGAUUUCACAGAACAAGAGUCAAAACUGGUUUUGAACCUCCUGAGAGCCAUCGCGAACCUGUACGACACUAUUUCCGAGCCGCAGUUUCGGCAGCUCGCGGACGAAUUCCACGAUUGUUUGCGGAACAUCGCUAUCCUGUGCAAAAGUAUCGUACUCGUAUUGCACUCAUGCAUUACAAAUCCUUUUGCUAAGGUCAAUCCGCAUUACAAAUUUUAUUUCUCAUGCUGAGGAAAUUUGUAAUGCAUUUAUACGAAUACGAUACUUUUGCAGUUCAUAAUCGCCACCGCGGUCGGGCCGGAGAAGCUGUUGGAAGUGUUGCCCUUGCGCCUGCUCGAAGCGAACAUCCUGGCCCCGGACUACGCGCGGAAGUCGCGGGGGUUUCUGCUCACCGUGCUCGAGGACUUUGCCACCCCGAUGGUACCCGCGUCGCUGGAUUUUUUUCGGACGCAGCUCCUCCCCCUAGCGGACGAGCUGGAAAGCCGGGCGGUCAAGGCGGAGAGCCAGAACAAGCAGCUGCUCGCGAAAGAGUGCAAGCUGCUGUCGAAAAAGCUGUGGUCGCUGGCGCCCGGAUUCUUCAAAUCCUGCCACGAUUUCUCGGACACGUUCUUGAAAUCGGGCGGGGCCUUGGCGAAGCGGGUGUGCAUGACUCUGACGAAACGCCCGGAUUUGCGCGACAGUUGCAGCAAGGCGGUGUUUAACAUAUGCUCGGUGAGUAGUUCCUCCUCGUCUUCUUGUGGAGCAUCCGAUGAAAGAAGUAGUAGCGCCACGGUUAUUAAAAACACCACGAGCAUGACCGGAAGGUCUGAGCAGGUCCGCGCGCGAGAUCAGCAAACGUUGUCCAAGUUGGCGCCGAAAAUCAUCCCGGAGAUGUUCCAGUGCUUUUUGCAAAUUCACAAGGAACUCAGUUACGACGCCUCCGCGCGGUCGCGGUCCUCCGCUUUGUUGGGACAGGCCAUUCAGGCGUACAGCGGAGUUUUACGCCCGGACUCCGUGGCCACGUUGUUUGGCCAAGCGGCAGAACGGAUGCUGAAGACCAACCAGGAACUGGCCAACUGCUACGCGGAGUUGAGCGGAUCAAGUAGUAAUAGGUCCACCUCGGACAACAACAACAUCUUCAAUCCGCAGCAAGCUGCGAACACAACAACAACCGCACAGCUUUUGCAAAAGCGUACGCUGCUGGAGAACGAACUGGCGUACGUUUGCGAGCUGUGCGCCCUGCUGGUCCCGAACCUGCCGACGGACAAACUGGAAGUUGCGCUGAAGGCCUUCGAGACCACCAUGGGGUUGGAGUCGGGGCGCCGGGCCGCGGGGUCCGUGCAGCGGGCGUGUUACAAGGGGGUGAAGUGCGUGUUCGAACACCGAAUGGUGGAAGAAGUGUCGGAGAAUAUGCUGGACAAGUACUGGAGCAUUCUGAACAGCAGCCGCCUGGCCACCGAGGAGGGCGCCUUCAAGAGUCGACUGAAGGCGAUCCUGAGCUUUCUGAAAAUGAUCUUUCAGGAGGAAGAGGAGGACGAGGACGACUUUUCAACAGCUGAGGACUCAUCCGACGAGUCGCAUGAGGAGGACGGCAGCAAGAAGGCGGGUCUCGAGGACCAUUCAACAGCAAAAUCAAGUGCCAAAAAGGUCAUCUUCGUCUCGCCCGAAGUGCAGAAGAACUUCCUGCAAGUACAACUCAACGGGGACAGCAAGCAGUCGUUUCUGAUCUCCGAGCUGCUUUCCUACACCGUGGGAAAGAACAAGCAGGUGCGGAUCCUGUCCGAGGAGGCGCUGUUCAAGAUCUACCGGGCGUGCCUGCAGAACGACCUGGGCAUGCCCUUGAUCGGCGCCCUGGGCGCGGACCUGACGUCGUCCGAUGUCGCCACCCGGGCGCAAAGCGUGGAGGCCCUGGCCAAGCUGUUGUACGAGCACGCGGAGGACAUGGAGGACGACAUUCUGGAGCAGAUCUGCGAGGUGGUCUUCAUUCUGCUGCGGGACAAGGACAAGCAGGUGUUCAAGUCCGUGUUGAAAUUCGCAAAGGUGAUGACCUACGUGGCGCCCGUGAGUGUGUUGAAACGGCGGACGAUCUUCUACCAGGACGGGAAAAAUCCGGUGGCGGCCCUGACGAGCUCGUUCCUGCACGACAUCUACUCGAACCCGAAUUCGGAAAGCUGCAACCUGCUGAAGCGACGGAUCGUGGAGAAACUGCUGAAGCGGUUGUGCUACAUGUCGGCGGAAGAAGACCUGGACGAGGAGGACGAGGACGAGGAGGUGGACCUUGAAACUUUCCGAAAGGUACGAACUUAAAAAUAAUGCAAAGAUGUGGUUUCAAUAUGUUCGGCUUCGUAGGUUUGAGUUGAUGUUGUGAUGAAUCGAUGUUUUUUUUGUUGUAGAAGCAAGCCCUAUAUUAAAGACCGGUUUGACUUUGAUGAAAUGGAAUUCAUUGUAAGCGUUCAAAAAACCCCUCUACACGACCCACUUCCAGUCCUUCCCGCAUAAGCACCUGCCCCAGCUGGACUACGUGCUCAAGGGUCUGGAGAAGCGGGCGCGGAAGAAUUUGCAGGCGCGCGAGGAGGAAAAGACGGAGCAGGUGAAGAAGUCGUAUUUGCAAUUUUUUAAGGACGACGACGAAGCUGCGGACGCAACGACGAACGACAAAGCCGGUAGGAAUAUGACCAAAUCUUCUAGUUCAUCCGGGAAGAAGAGGCGACAGAGGGGCGGGGAAAUUGACGACGAGGACGAUGUGGAUAUGAUGGGGGAAGACGCCCCUGACGCGGUGUCUUCCCUGCUUGACAAGUGGGAAAACCAAGGCGACAACGAUGGGUUCGAGUCGGGAAACCGCAAACGCGCCAGACGGCUGCACAAGGAAACAGCAUCUGCGACCGACUGCACGAAGACCAGUAUUUUCAGUGCGGGGAAAGAUUCCAUUUUCCGGAAGAAUUGCCAGCUACCGAGCUUCACGCAGGACGGGGUUCUGGACUUGUCGGACCUGCGAUCGUUGGCGCACAAUUUGUUCACAACCACAGCUUCCGCGAGCAGCAGUGGCGCUGCCGGUGCCGGAGCCGCGAAGCCGGGAUCCGCUUUGGGGAGGAAAAAGGGCGACAGUUCAACGGCCGACUCGUCCAAGAACGACGACCGGGGCGUCAGCUUCCGACCCGACGGGAAAAUGCUCGUGGCGGAAGAACCCAGUGACAGCGACGGGGAAGACGACGGCGGGGCAGGACACAAAAAGGUAUUGACUGUGAGGUUUUUGUCUUUGUGUUUGUGUACUUUUCUGAAGGUGGUAUUUUUUUUCCGGCGUUCACUUCCUUCCUGCUGCUUCUGCUGUGUAAAGAAAAACUUACAACGUUUUUUCACGCCCAUUCGAGACGAGAACCAAAGCUGCAUCAUGAAAUCCUUGAUAUUCUCCUCAAUCAACCACCUCCUCCAGGACACGCCCAAGAAGGGUCUCGCAGUGCUGAAAGCGCAACGCGAGAAGCGCUUGCUGAAGAAAUUGGUGCAGAAGCGCGACAAGAAGCAGCACACCGUCCGCGGCGUAACCCACUACGCGCCAACGAAGGGCAAGGCCCGGGGAGACGCGAAACCGCGGGGAGCACAGGUAGCACUCUUAGCUUGUGUUUUCUUUUGUUGUAUAAGACGGAUUUAUUUAGUUUUGAUUUUCCUGUCGCGACAAUGUGGAAAAAACUCAUCUCACUCCGUAGUAUUGUUGCUUGACAGUACAGAGUUGUACUUGAUGGUUUACGAAUCGAAAUUGGCAAACGAACAACAUAAACAAUAGGAAUACUGGAAUGGUUUGAUCGGCAUGGAACCACUCACAACAAUUCACUGCAAAAAUCUGCUUAUCGACGACUCAUGAGAAAUUUCAAUUUGCAUUUGAAAAAAUAAAAAUUCUAUUACGCUGAUUUUAUACGCACAACAGCACGAGCCGUAUGCCUACGUGGCUUUGAAUCCGCGGUUGAUGAAGGAAAAAUUCAAGCAGAAAUCGGUCUCUACCUUCAAGGCCGUCACGGGGAAGGCGCCCGAGCGGGGCAACAAAGCGAAGAAACUGCAGGUGAAGAAGAAAGGGAACAAAAAAUCGAGGAAAAGCGGCAAGAAGAACAAAAAGUAGUGUCUGUUGUGUACAGCAACAACUUUUCUGAUGAUGCAGGACAAAGAUCAUUAUCCUCGGGAUUUGUACUUCCAUGUACGUACGGAUAAGCCACACGCAGGAAAUAUAAAAGCAUUUAUCAAU